ACUUCUUGAUCAUCGGUUUAGGGGUUGAGCUGUGAUCAUUUUGUAUUUAUAAGGGUUUAGGUUUGGUGGGGAAGCCUAUUAUUAGGAGAUGGAUUGCGAAAUAUCAACGUGUCCCUCUUAUCUUUGAUGAAAGAUGUCAAAUAUCAAAGAUGUGACAAAGAGCUUGUUUCGUCACCGGUAUUAUUGAUCAUCAUUUAUCAUUUAUCAUUCUUUCACCAAAUCACAACUAUUAACUUGAGAUUAUAAAUAUCACUUUCACUGCAGAGAAGAAUCUAGAUUUAUUUUAGAGCACAUAUACUUUGACUUUUAGUAGUAGAUAGAUGCUGGUCAAAUAGGGAGUCCAUCUUCACAUCCACACACCUGUGAGACUCUUCAGAUCCUAGUGGGAAAUAGGGAAGUAGGAGAGAGACAAAAUAUCAAGCCUUGGUUCUCUUUGAUUGUAUCUUUCUUUUAACUUGCCUUGUGGGUGUAUUAGAAGAUUUCUUGGUAUGGUAGUAUAGUCGAUACAUUCUUUACAAAUCCUAAAUAAUGUGAUUUUAAAUAAUGUUGGAUAUAAUGAAUCUUUAGAUAUCUUUACAAUAGCAGGACAUUGAUUGCUUUGAUCACCACUUAGUUGAAAAGUUGGUAGUGUGAACUUACCGUGCACUAGACUAUAAUUGUCUCUAAGUCAAAUAUGAGUUUGAAACAAUGCAUGUGUUUAUUGCUCGUUGUUGACCAAUGGUAAGAUUGUUUCAUCCAACAUAUAUCAUUGGCUAAGCCUUUGUGAAAGAGUUGAGUUGCGAGGGACGUCUUGUAACGUAAUUUCAAACGAUUUCUACCAAUGGCUAAUAAAUGAGUUACAUCUUGUCUUAUAAUGUAAUCUAUAUUGAGGAGGCUGCCUAAUAACUUAAUUAUUAUAAGUAACAAAGUGGCAUUGUUGCUAAGAGGUACAUAGAUUCAACUAUUUUGUCAACUUUGAUCUGUUCGUCUCCACGAAGAUAAUUGUCUCUCUUAUAAACUUGAAUUGAAGAAACCUAUCAGAAUUAUAACAACGUGGCCAAUUUUCACGGGGUGGGACAUUUUGUGAUUCUUUACACUAAAUUCCUAUAUAUCUGUCUUCAAUCUUCUUACUCGAAGAAUUGGGUUUUCCACUCCCAAGUCUUCCCUUCCCAUUUUCUCUCCAAAGUCUUCCCAUUUUCGCUUCUUCUUCUUUUUCUUCCUCACUCUGUUUUCUGAACUGAAAAGGGUUUUCUUGGUAGCUAAUCCUUUCAUAUGUUUCUUCUUCAAUUUGUUAGUGAGAAGCUAUCUUUGAUGAUUUUUUUGCGAUUGAUCCUUCUUCUUCGUUGUUUUGCGGAUUUUACAGAUUGAUUAAGCUUCUUCUUCCUUUGUUACUCUUUCUUUUCACAUCCCCAAUUGUAAUUUGUGAUCUUAACCAAAAAUCUUCCUCAAGCUUGUUAUUAUUCUUUCAGAUCUAACAUGUCUGUCGGAGACAUGGCUUCUUUAUCGGAGCAUAAAACCAACUGCCGCCGGAAAGCUCUAACUUCCGGUGACUCUACAAAACCGAAGCAAAGGCUUCUUAGGAUCAUCGUCACCGACGCCGACGCUACUGAUUCCUCUAGUGAAGAUGAACUGAUUUUGGGAUCAAGAACAACCAUUAGGAGACACGUAAGAGAGAUCACUAUAAAACGUCAUUCUGUUGCUGAUAGUUCACCAAAGUCCCCCGUUUCGGGGAUUUGCAAGAAGCGGAACCCCAGAUCACGAAGGUCUAACAAUUCAUCUCGCCGGAAUAAGUUCAGAGGAGUCCGGCAGAGACCGUGGGGCCGAUGGGCGGCGGAAGUUCGAGAUCCGAUUCUCCGGAAACGGAUUUGGCUCGGAACCUUCGAUACGGCGGAAGAAGCAGCGGCGGUUUACGACCGAGCUGCUAUAGAACUCCAGGGUCCAAACGCCGCAACAAACUUCUCGGGGGACGGAGCAGUAAAAACGGCGGUGGACGGCGGUAGCAAGGAGGAGGACGGCGUAGAAUCGCGUAAAACGACGGCGGCUUGGUCGCCGACUUCGGUGCUCCAUUACGACAGCUUUUUGACUCCGAUUGAGGAGAUGGUGUAUUGUGGAGAGGUGGAUGAGUUGGGAUUGGAGAUGGCGGCGGCAAGUCUGCCGGCAGCGAGAAGGCAGUGCUGCGGGGAAGAAGAUUUGGGGGAGAUGGAGCUGGACUUGGACUAUUUCUUGGUUGACGUAAUUUACUAACGACGUGGAAUAUCUAUUAAUAUACAACGACGUUACGAAUUUAAUAAUAGCGAUUAUAAAUAUAUUAUGUCAUUAAAUAAAUAUUAGGUGAAAUUUGUGAUGUGGCUAAAGUUAUGAAUCACAGGUAUUUGGGAGUGUAAUUUUGUGGAUUUCGUUUUUGGCUUCAAAUAAGUAUGACAUGAUUAUAUUUGGAAUUCAA
Molecule: messenger RNA, 2422 nt
Organism: Cucumis melo (muskmelon)
Lineage: Eukaryota; Viridiplantae; Streptophyta; Magnoliopsida; Cucurbitales; Cucurbitaceae
Product: ethylene-responsive transcription factor ERF069-like
Exons: 1
Coding region: 1456-2223 (255 amino acids)
Biological process (GO): regulation of DNA-templated transcription
Molecular function (GO): DNA binding; DNA-binding transcription factor activity
Source: RefSeq, a predicted model, not a curated record